UUCACCUCGGAUCCAACCCUCACAGGGUUUUCUGCCUAAACAUGACCGUUUCUUACACCCUGGAGGUGGCCAACGCCAGGUUUUGUGGUUUCUCCAGACUCCUGUUCAGGUGGAGAGGAAGCAUCUACAGGCUGCUGUAUAAGGAGUUCCUGGUGUUCUCUGCUGUUUAUCUGUUUUUCAGCGUGUUUUACAGGUUUCUUCUCUCUCCGAGGCAGCAGGAUCUGUUUGAGCGAGUGGCUCUUUACUGUGAUAAGUUCACAAACACCACCUUCAUCCCUGUCCUGUUUGUUCUCGGUUUCUACGUGACCCUGGCCUUCAACCGGUGGUGGGGUCAGUACACCAGCUUCCCGCUGCCAGACAACCUAAUGAUGGUGGUUUCUGGAAACGUCCACGGAGCCGACGAUAGAGGACGUCUGCUGCGACGGACGCUCAUGAGAUACGCAAACUUAUCCUCCGUCCUCAUCCUGAGGUCCAUCAGCACCAGAGUCCACAGGAGAUUCCCAACCAUGGAGCAUGUUGUGGAGGCUGGAUUCAUGACGGUCCACGAGCUGAAAAAGUUCGAGUCUCUGCACUCUGACUUCAACAAAUACUGGAUUCCUUUAACCUGGUUUUCAAACUUGGCGUCCAGAGCGAGAGAGGAGGGACGAGUGAGGGACGACGUCGCUCUGAGGCUGCUGAUGGAUGAGCUGAAUAACUACAGAGCAAAGUGCAGCUUGUUGUUCCACUACGACUGGAUCAGCAUCCCUCUGGUCUACACUCAGGUGGUAACUGUCGCAGUUUACUCCUACUUUGCCUUCUGUGUUAUCGGACGACAAUUCCUGAACCCUGAGAAAGGAUACGUGGACCACCAGCUGGACAUGUACGUUCCUGUUUUCACUCUGCUGCAGUUCUUCUUCUACGUCGGCUGGCUCAAGGUUGGAGAACUGAUCAUUAAUCCAUUCGGUGAAGACGAUGACGACUUUGAAACCAACCAGCUGAUCGACAGAAACAUUCAGGUGUCCAUGCUGGCGGUGGACAACAUGUACCAGAACCUGGCUCCGGUUGUGAAGGACAAACACUGGAAGCAGAGACACUUUUCAGUCCCGUACACUCUGUCCACGGCAGCAGAGAGUCUCAGACCGACUUUCAAAGGAUCCACCUUCGAUAUGAGGAUGAGUGCUGAAGAUCUGGAGAUCCACCGUCCUGCAGACGCUGCUGGAGAUAAACAGUAUUUUCCUCUUCAGACCAACAGGAUCAACGGCGUCCUGCAGAGAGACGAAGGUUUCCUACGAGGGGGGAGUCUUCCUUCCCUGAUCGAAGUCUUAUCUCACCAAAGAGACGAAGACGAGGCCGAUGAAGGCGACAGAGACACCAACGAUCACAGAGAGCAAGAACAAGCGCUGAUUGAACACGAUAAUUAUCCAGACUUCUGAUGAGGUCUUCUCAGCCUUCACCGUUUCAGAUAAACUUGUACAAUAAAUCUUUGUCACAUUGAA
Amphiprion ocellaris (clown anemonefish) is the source of this 1475-nucleotide messenger RNA. It is a transcript of the gene best4, whose product is annotated as bestrophin 4. The record is from RefSeq and is a predicted model, not a curated record. Lineage: Eukaryota; Metazoa; Chordata; Actinopteri; Pomacentridae. The coding region runs from base 42 to 1412 and encodes 456 amino acids. The transcript has 10 exons. Gene Ontology annotation, molecular function: chloride channel activity.